AUGGCCGUCGGACCGAGGCUUAGCACGGGCUUGUUCACCGGCCCGGCCCCACUGUUCCACUGGAAGGAAACGAAACUGAAAGCCGCCGGCGCCCUCGUCUCAGGGCCGCCAGCUGGGGACCGCGCGGCUCGACGGCGGCCCGCGCGCGCGCGCGCGCGCACUCAGCGACCCGGCGUGCCUCGAGGCGUCGCGUGGCCGGAGACGCGGGUCGCGGGUCCUCACAGGGCCCGAGCCCCGCGUCUGAGGGACAAGUGGCCGCUUCCUUCGAGGCAGCGCCCUGCGAGGCGAGUGGCGCGUUCAGCUAGGCCCGAGGGACGCCGGGGUUCAGUCAGCCGCCUCGAUCUCGAGAAGCUGAGCGAAGUUUCCAGACGGCGCUGGCCGGUUGCGGCCGGUUGGCGCGUCUGGCGGGCGCCGCCGCCGCCGCCGCCGCCGCGGCGCGUUCAGGGGGCUCAGAAGUCGCCCGAGCAAAAGCGGUCUGGGCAGGCGGACCUCGGAAGCGGGACGACGAACCUGGUCCCACGCCACCCCGGAACACACGGAAACAGGCGCUCGGAAUUGCAAGACCGGCCUGAAGGGCACUGUAGAUUCAGCUGUCGCAGCGGUGCCGCAUGUCCGAAAGAAAGGAGGUCCUCAGUGCAAUUCCCAGCAACCACAUGGUGGCUCACAACCAUCUGUAAUGGGAUCUGAUGCCCUCUUCUGGUGAGUGUCUGAAGACAGCAACA
Apodemus sylvaticus (European woodmouse) is the source of this 722-nucleotide messenger RNA. RefSeq lists its product as uncharacterized. The transcript is spliced from 3 exons. The coding region runs from base 1 to 687 and encodes 228 amino acids. The record is from RefSeq and is a predicted model, not a curated record. NCBI's taxonomy places the organism in Eukaryota, Metazoa, Chordata, Mammalia, Rodentia, Muridae.